Messenger RNA from Aspergillus novofumigatus IBT 16806, 228 nucleotides. RefSeq names its product cytochrome b5-like heme/steroid binding domain-containing protein. NCBI's taxonomy places the organism in Eukaryota, Fungi, Ascomycota, Eurotiomycetes, Eurotiales, Aspergillaceae. Gene Ontology annotation, molecular function: heme binding. The transcript is spliced from 2 exons. The annotation marks the transcript as partial. Gene Ontology annotation, cellular component: membrane; intracellular membrane-bounded organelle. The record is from RefSeq and is a predicted model, not a curated record.
GAAAGCAUCACAGUCGAGCAAUUGGCGGACCACACUACCCUACAGUCGUUAUGGAUCGCGGUUCACGUAUACGACUUGACAGCCUUCAGCUCCGACCACCCUGGCGGCAUUGAGGCACUCGAAAACUGCGCAGGAACUGACGGUACCGAGGCGUUCGAGUAUGCCGGCCACAGCGAAGGAAAUAUCGCCAAUAUGCAACAGUACCGCGUCGGCAGGCUUGUCGGAAGC